UCAAGACACGGUCACACUGAACUGCGUGUGUUUAUCAACCAGCGUGUUAGGAUAACAAAUAAAGUUAUGGUCUUAAUAUCCGAUGCUUUUGGCUUGCAUGUGUCCUCCAACUGCAUAUUGGUUGGUCAUGGCGACCAGGCGGUUGUAUACAAAUCAUAUGGCAAAGUCGAGAUGCCGGUUCGCCUGCGUGAGGGAAAAGUUCGUGGAUUUGCGUGGAGUCCUUUGAAACAAUCACAGAGAUUACUACUGAUUUAUAGUGAAAAUGAAUACUCGCUUAUUGUGUGUACCUUGAAUGGUGAGAAGGAGCAGUUCCAGCUGAUUUACGAGGGCGAAACCAAAGACUGGAUAAAUGCGGCCAUGUUUUUAGACGAUAGUCCAACAGCUAAGACACGAUUUGUCCUGCACACCUCGCAUAGUGCACUUCUAUAUUUGGAAUUUGAUAUUGCAUCCAGUGCAGACUGCAAAGUUUUGGAAUUAGCCAGAUGCACGGACAGCUCGAUUCUCUAUUACACCCGCUUGCAUGGCGAUUGCUAUAACGAACUGGCAAUAAUAAGCGGAAAUGCCUUUGGCGAAUUGUUGCUAUGGCAAACUCAGUUUCCCAUAGAAUCGGAAUCUGAUACAUAUCUAAAAACAUAUCCACUGCUAUUGCGUCUACAAGCGCACAACGGAGUGAUCCACUCCAUUGACUUUGAUUUGGUAUCACAACUAUUGGUAACAACAUCGGACGAUCGAUCGGUAAAGUUUUGGAAUAUCAAAAAGUCUGGCGACUGGACAACCGCUGAAAUUAAACCAAUGUUUAGUUGUUUCGGCCAUGGUUCACGUGUAAUGUGCGUUAGCAUCUUUAAAGUUGAUGGUCAAAUAUUUGUGGCUAGUGGCGGUGAGGAUUCCUAUGUCUGCAUUUGGAGUCGAUCCGGUGAAUUGUUGUUAAAACGCCGUCAACAUUUCGGAGCACCCAUUUGGGGAUUGGGAUUUGGUCAGGACGAACAUACGCUUUAUAGUACCAGCUCUACGGGUAACUUAGUUGGUCAGAACCUCAAAGAAAUCUUCAAUCGAGACAAAUAUCGCCCCACUAUGCUGAACGGUUUAGGUGAAGCGAAUGAGUUUCCCAGAAACAUAAAGUUCCUAAAUGCUGACACAAUUGUUGGCCUAAGUAGCUCGAAUCGGUUGUAUUAUACCCGAAUAAUGACGGAUGCUCCUCAUGAAAACCAUUGGCUAAUGGUAAAUGACUUUCCAAUAUACAAACGAACAGUUUUAGAGGUCUUCGAUGGCCUUAUAGCUACCUGUGGUCAUCGCCGAAUAACAAUUCACAGAUUCAAUGAACAUACCAAUGAUUUCGAGCAACUCUUUGAUGGCAUCAGAAUGAAGGGCACUAUUCGUUCUUUUCAAUUUCUGAGCAGAGAUCUCUUUCUUGUAUCCGAUAACUUGGGCUAUUGCCUCCUAUUGAAGACCCACGAACUGGGCAUAGAUUCCCAUAUUGCACUUUUCAAUGACCGUGAGCCUUGGAUAACAGCUGCCUUGCUUGUUGCCGAGCACUAUCUUUUGUUAAGCAAUCGUAGGGGUCAUGUCAUGCUGUACCACCGUAGUCCUGGAAAUGACUUCGUACUGAAGGAUACAAUCAAGUGUUUGCACGGUAAAAUGGGUGCCAAUUUCUUUAAACUACUGAGUGCCAAUAAAGACUUUGCAAAUGUAAUGAGCGGUGGCCACGAAGCUUUCCUCAAAUAUCUACACAUAGGCCUAACGGACUGCACUUUGACUGUCAGACAACGCGAAAGUAUCCCAUUGGCUUGGGUUGAGGCAGCUCCAUCCGAGGACUUAAUUUUGGGUUUUAACGAUAACCACAUUGUUGCCUGGUCACGCCAACACGAUGUCCUUUUGCAGCUGGAAUGCGGCGGAGGCAAUAGAUGCUGGGACUACCAACUUAGUAAGGGUUUACUUUCCAUAGCGUAUGUGAAGCAAAAGCGCGUGUUUUUCCUCACCAGUCCACUUUACAAUACAGUCGCUGUCAGUGGAAUAAAAGGCCUACAAAAUAAUACCUGGCACACCAGAAAUUGCAACACUAUUCGUCUGCGCCCACAAAGUCAAGCAAAUCCUAUUAUCAUAUCCGCUGGCGAUGACAAUAUCAUAAAAGUCACGAAAAUAUUCAAUGAUUCAUUGUUGCAAUGUGCGGAAUUGCACUCUCAUAUCUCAACAGUUCGAUGCUUACAGGCUCAUCUCUGGAGUUCGGAAAGUGGCUCGAGUACAUGGUUGAUCUUUUCAGUUGGAGGUCGAUCCCAGCUCUGUAUAAGCCAACUGGAAGUAAGUGUCUCAAACAAGUGCUACAUAACCGAACUGAGCACACAUACACUGCAAAAUAUAACUGCCUCUAAGAGCAGCACAAUUGAAGCGCGACUAAUGGCCAUUGAUAUAGCCCAGCAUUCUACUGCGGAUGAUUUCUCGAUAUAUGUAGCAGGCGCUGAUGGAAAAAUUACUCAUUAUACCUGGGACUGCAAAAAUCCAAGCGAACUCAAUUUUAAAACUUUUGUAGAUAUAAAACGGUGCCCGCUGACAGUGCAAUGGAUUAGUAACAAAAGAUUAGUGCUAAUCACAACAACAAGUGGAGAAAUCUACGGCUUUGAUCAAACACUACACACAAUAUGUGUUCAACUUCAACUGCAUGUGACGGGAAUAAAUACAAUAGAUAUAUACGUUGAUAAACACAUAUUGCACAUACUGUCAGGUGGAGAUGAUGAAAAUAUAAAGUACACAGUACUUAAUUUGGACAACAAUAGAGUGGAAUAUAAAACCGAAUUUCAAGGCCUUCACAAUGCCCAAGUGAAUGCUUUAGCAAUUCACUGCCGCACCAACGAGACUAACGAGGAAUCCGAAAUGUUUGCCCUUACCUGCAGUAUAGAUAGGCAGAUCUAUAGAAUAAACCUCAGAACGCGACAAUAUAGUCGAGUUGGAUAUACCUGCAUAGCCGAUGUCAAGGGAAUGCUUAUAGACCAGUGUCAGCGAAUGUAUUUUUACGGCUGCGGACUACAAACUAUAACUUUGUGUAAAUAGCGUAGAUU
This is a messenger RNA of Drosophila gunungcola (fruit fly), 3050 nucleotides long. RefSeq lists its product as uncharacterized. Gene Ontology annotation, biological process: tRNA methylation. Gene Ontology annotation, cellular component: cytoplasm. Gene Ontology annotation, molecular function: protein binding. Lineage: Eukaryota; Metazoa; Arthropoda; Insecta; Diptera; Drosophilidae. The record is from RefSeq and is a predicted model, not a curated record.